Molecule: messenger RNA, 1083 nt
Organism: Naegleria fowleri
Lineage: Eukaryota; Heterolobosea; Eutetramitea; Acrasida; Naegleriidae
Exons: 1
Coding region: 1-1083 (360 amino acids)
Molecular function (GO): nucleic acid binding
Source: RefSeq, a predicted model, not a curated record
AUGGGCAAAAACAAGACAAAGGCAAACAAGAAACAACAACAACAAAACAAGGUGGCACCAACACCAUCCGAGGAAACCAUCACCCUCACGGAAAUCACCACGACCACCACCGAUAAGAUGGUGGAUGAUGAUGAAAUUACAACUUCCACUGCUAAUAAAACAACCACAACUACAGUAGCAAAUAAUAACACAAAGAAGAAGGGAAGUAAACGUAAACAAGCAGAGAAGGAUGAUGGUAAUACCACCACCAACAGCACCACGAAUACGACCGAUUCCAACACGAACGGAUCCGAUGAAGCUUCUCUUGAAUCUCUCUCUAAAAAACCAAAGAAGGAAAUUAAUGACACUGAGGAAUAUAUCAAUGCGACUCAAGAUCCAACCUUUCUUACCAAAAUUUCUUCCAAUUCUUCCAAAGUCUACAAGAAUACAUUACUGGUUUCCAAUUUAGCACUUUCUGUUGAUGAAAUUAUUCUCAAUGGAUGCAUGAAUGAAAUUGCCGAGGACACUGCAACUCCUGGUCAAAAAGUGAAACGAAUUCUAAUUUUCCAAAAGAAUAUUUCAGGAAAGGAUUCUGAAAUGUUGGCCAAUCAUGCAUUGAGAAAUGCUCAGAGAAAUAACAAUCAACCACAACAACAACAAUCAUCUGCAACUGCAACCUUGACAGGUCCAAAAUCUGCCAUUGUUGUUUUUGAAAAGGACAUUGAGAAUCCUCAUGUCUUUGAAGACUACAACGGAGCUAUCAUUGAAGGUCUUCCAAUUCAUAUUCGCCAUGCAUGUGAGAACGACAAGGCUUGUUUGAUGGUUGUGAAAGGUUCUCCAAUCACUGAAGAAGAAUUGUGGUCCUACGUGGAGGAAUGUGGAAGUCUUGUUUCGAUAGAGAGUUCAAAGAGCAAUAAGAAUCAAUUCUUGAUUCAUUUCAAGGAUUGGGAAAGUGUUCGUGAAUGUCUUUUAUAUAACGGAGCUGACGUUCAUGGAGCUCCAUGCAGAAUUUUUGCUUGCAUGUUCCCUGCACCAUCUAACGCACAAUCAUCAAGAGGUGGUGGUGGAAAUAAGGGAUAUCAAAAGAAAGGUCAAAAGAAGUAA